This is a messenger RNA of Clavispora lusitaniae ATCC 42720, 906 nucleotides long. RefSeq names its product protein-transporting protein. Lineage: Eukaryota; Fungi; Ascomycota; Pichiomycetes; Serinales; Metschnikowiaceae. Gene Ontology annotation, cellular component: nucleus. The record is from RefSeq and is a predicted model, not a curated record.
AUGAGCAAGAGAAGAGUAGACGACGAUUCUGACAUCGAUGUCAGUUCCACAGACGAGUCCGAUGUUGAGACUGGAUCUAAGGAAGAGGAAAUGGAAGAAGUUGUCAAUGUUGACUUUGAUUACUUCGAUUUGAACUCGAAAGUGGACUUCCACGCUACAAAGACAUUUCUUCGUCAGCUUUUUGGUGAUGAUGCCACACAGUUUGAUAUUUCUGGCUUGGCUGAUUUGAUUUUGGAAGGAAAUUCUCCGGGCUCUACCAUCAAGACGGAGGGAGAAGAAAGCGACCCCUUUGCAUUGCUCUCUGUCAUCAAUUUGAAUGAGAAUUUGACAAAGCCUAGUGUCAAAAACCUCAUUGACUACAUUUUGCAGAAGACGAAAUCACAACUCGAGUUCAAUAUGAUUUUGAGUAAGUUGUUGAGCCCUGAAAAAACUACCAAGGAUCAAUCAAAGCGCUUGAAAGUUGGCUUGAUUGUUAGUGAGAGAAUGAUCAAUAUGCCAGUGGAAGUGGUACCUCCUAUGUACAAGAUGUUGGCUGAAGAAAUGGAGAAAUCUGAAGAUGCUCACGAGAAAUAUGAGUUCGAUUACUUUCUUGUGAUUUCCAAAAUUUAUAAAUUGGUCAAUUCUAACGUGGAUGAAGAAGAAGACGCACAAAAGUCAAAGAAGAAGAAAACUUCUGAAAAAGAUGCUACUGAAGAGUUUGACUACUUCCAUUACGAAGACAUCAUUUUGGAGGACAAUGCUAAGUACCAUGGUCAUUACUCUUACACCAACCAGCAACAGGAGACAGAUUCCCGUAGAGUUUUCACUGAAUAUGGAAUUGAUCCAAGAUUAAGCUUAAUAUUGUUAGAUAAGAAGGGCUUCAUGAAAUCCAUUCCUGAAAUGGAGGAAAAGUUCCCACCUUUUUAA